This is a messenger RNA of Malaya genurostris, 3261 nucleotides long. Its product is annotated as U4/U6.U5 tri-snRNP-associated protein 1. Lineage: Eukaryota; Metazoa; Arthropoda; Insecta; Diptera; Culicidae. The record is from RefSeq and is a predicted model, not a curated record. Bases 103 to 3153 code for a protein of 1016 amino acids. Gene Ontology annotation, biological process: maturation of 5S rRNA; mRNA cis splicing, via spliceosome. The transcript is spliced from 4 exons. Gene Ontology annotation, cellular component: U4/U6 x U5 tri-snRNP complex.
UGUCAAAAUGUUUGUAAACGUUUUCACGUUACAUUAUUCACAGUAAUUUCUAGAUUUGUGUAAAAUUUAAGCGAAUCACAGAAAAUAGUGAAGUUUUUCACGAUGGGCUCUUCUAAAAAACACAAGAAGGAAUCGAAGAAACACAAAAAACGAUCUCGCAGUCGUACACCUCAAGAAAAACGUAGCCGUUCCUAUUCUGCGGAGGAUGACCGUGACGAAUACGAUCGUCGCCGGAAGGAUCAAUCCACUUCUAGCAGUCGGUAUGAAACGAUAGUUGUUGAAAAAGUCCACCGGCAUAAAAAGCACCGAAAGGAGAAGGGUUCUGGGGAAGAGCGUAAACAUCGAAAGAAACGUCGUUAUCCGGAGGAGGAAGAGGAAGAGACAGAAGUAAUUCAUAGCGGAAGCAGUUCUAGACAUCGUUACGAGGGAAAUGGACACGCAGCAAACAGAUCCCGUCACAAGCCCCGUCAAGAACCACAAUAUAUAGAAGUCGAUGAGGAUAGCGAUAGCUCGGAUUGCGUAGAGGUGCCGGUUGACGAUGACAUUCCGCCACCGCCACCGCCAAUUUCCAGGCGGGCGCCAUCACCUGCUCCGGUACCACAGGAGAAAGUCAGUAAAGUUUCGCGUACUCGUCGAGCGCCGACUCCUCCGUCAAUGUAUGUGAAUCGUAAAACUCCCUCUCCGCCGCGUGUUGCGCCGCCAUCAAGAAGACGAUCCCCUUCUCCCAAACUACCGAGAAGACAAUCACCCUCGCCACUUCCGGUAAGAACGCGAUCACCUUCACCACCUCCGAUGAGAAGACGAUCCCCGUCACCUCCCCCGGUCAAAAGACGAUCACCAGUUCCAUUGCCAUUGCGGAGAUCCCCUUCGCCACCCCCUGUACAAUCGAAGGUACCCCGCAAAAGAUCACCGUCACCUCCGGUAGUAAAGGCACCUCGGAGAAGAUCACCAUCGCCUUCAUCGGCGAGAGUGUCCCGCAGAAAAUCGCCUUCUCCCGUAAAAAGCUCCCGUCAACGAUCAAUGUCUCCGAUUCCAGAGAACGGAGCCGGAGAUGUGCUAUCGAUUGUAGAAACCAAUAAACUAAGAGCCAAACUAGGACUGAAGCCACUGGAAGUGGGUCCGUCGGAUGGUACUGUAUCGGCGUCGGCCGAAAAGGAACGAGAUGAAGAAGCACCGAAGAAUGAAAAGACCGGCCAUAGCUACGAAAAGAUCAAGGAUGACUGGGGUGAAUUUUAUCAUAAACCAGCUCUGAAUCAGGCGGAAAAAACUAAGGAGGAGAAAAUUCGCGAGAAGCUAAAGGAAAGAAAGGAGAAGCGGGCCGUCGAGGAUAAGCUGAAAAAGAAUAAGACGUUGGGGGAAGACGAAGAGAUGGAUGACGUGCGUAAUUGGGUUAUAAAAAGUCGCGAUAAGGAACGUUUAAGAAAGGAAGCAGAAAAUCGUGCCAAAUUGUUGGACCAACUGGAUGAGGAAUUUGGUGUUGGCGAUUUGGUAGAACAGGAAGUCAGUAAAACAAGAAAGGAAUCGUACAGAGACAAGGAUCUGAAGGGAUUGCGAGUGGAACAUGACGUGGAAGAGUUCAAGGAGGGUCGUCAAGUCAUUUUGACCCUAAAGGAUGCUGAUGUAUUGGACGAAGAAAUGGGUGAUACGCUGAUAAACGUUAAUAUGGUUGAUGAUGAGCGGUACAAAAAGAACGUAAAGAACAAGAAGGCUAAUCCGAAUCACUACGGAUACGACGUGUACUGUCAGGACGAUGUAGACGAAUUCGGUGUGCCGAAGGAAAGAGAUGUUCUGGGCAAAUAUGACGAAGAAAUUGGCGGUCACAAGAAGUCUAGCUUUACAAUUGGAUCCAACGCUGAACACGAGGCGAAUGAGAAACGAAGGCAGUUGGAAAUUAAAGCUAAACUGCAACACAAAAAGCUUGAUUCAUUGGAUUCAGUUCCGCUGGUUCUGGCUUCGGAAUACUUCAACGAAUCUGAGUUGUCAUCGUUUAAAAAGCCAAAGAAGAAAGUUCGGAAAAUUCGACAGAAAUUGCGUGCGGACGAUUUGCUCCCAAUGGCAUCGGAUGCUUUGUCCAGUAAAGAUUUGGGAUCCCGAGCACAUCGACGUGCGGAUCAAUCCGUCGGAGGACCAACCGAAUCCCACGCAUUGAAUCGCAGAAGGGAUAUUCUUCUUACAGAUGACACUCCGGUAAUUCAGGAAGAUUUAUCGAACGUUCGGGUUGAAGAGGAUGAUGAAGAUCUUCAAGCAGUCCUGUCGAAGGCUCGUCGUCUGAAACAAAAAGAGGCCAUUAUUUCCAAAACGCUGAACAUCGACCCGAACCUUAUCAAGAAAGAAAUUAAACACGAAAUGGAGUCGGAUGAAGACGAAGGAACCAGCUACGAUAGUCGAGUUCGCGAUGGUGCAAUUCUGUUGAAUGCCACCGCGGAGUUUUGUCGCACUCUCGGGGACAUUCCCACGUACGGUUUAGCUGGCAACAGAGACGAAGAUGUCAACGAUAUGAUGGACUUUGAGCAGAACAGCGACAAAGAGGAACCCGAGAUAGAGGAACGCUUCGGUGCUUGGAAUUCAGUUAAUACAGAACAAGAACGGGAGGAGCACACGAAUCCGGCUAUGGUUGAUGAUGUGGCCAUCUUAGACGAAGAACCGGAUGUAGCCUCGAGUGUUGCCGGAGCACUGAAGCUAGCUAAUUCCAAAGGAUAUCUUGAGAAGGAGGAAUCCAAUCGACCAAGUAAUGCGCGGUUCGCUCAUCUGCAAGCUCAAAACUACUCGAUCGAAGACAAGAACUACGGUGAUGACGAUAAGUAUGCUCGGCGCGAUCGAUUCUGCGGUCCGAUUAUGGAUUUUAAGGAGAAAGAAACGUUUAAACCGAAUGUUAAGUUGGAGUACAUCGACGAUAGUGGACAUUUGCUUACGCCGAAGGAGGCUUUCCGGUAUCUGUCGCAUAAAUUCCACGGAAAAGGUCCCGGAAAGAACAAGGUCGAAAAACGUUUGAAGAAAAGCGAGCAGGAGGGGUUGAUGAAAAAGAUGAGUUCCACGGAUACUCCGCUCGGCACACUGAACAUGCUCCAGCAGAAGCAAAAGGAAACACAGUCCCCGUUUAUUGUGUUGAGCGGUAGCAAGCAGAACACUAGUAUCGUUAAGCAUAAACGUUAACAAUCGCAACUGAGAUGUGGUGAAGACUAGUUUGAAUAUACACUAACCUAGACCUAGGCAUCAUGAGUUUGAAUAAAUAUUCGGCGAUAUGUGGUAAAGUUUUCACGA